Messenger RNA from Sciurus carolinensis (gray squirrel), 4246 nucleotides. RefSeq names its product potassium two pore domain channel subfamily K member 6 (gene Kcnk6). The transcript is spliced from 3 exons. Lineage: Eukaryota; Metazoa; Chordata; Mammalia; Rodentia; Sciuridae. The record is from RefSeq and is a predicted model, not a curated record. The coding region runs from base 72 to 1013 and encodes 313 amino acids. Gene Ontology annotation, cellular component: membrane. Gene Ontology annotation, molecular function: potassium ion leak channel activity. Gene Ontology annotation, biological process: potassium ion transmembrane transport; stabilization of membrane potential.
GCGGCGGCGGGCGGCGGGGGCCACGUCAGCGGGGCGGCCCGGGGCUUUGGGGCAGCGGGGCGGCGGGCGCCAUGCGGCGGGGCGCGCUCCUGGCGGGCGCCCUGGCGGUGUACGCCGUGUACCUGGUGCUGGGCGCGCUGCUGGUGGCGCGGCUGGAGGCGCCACACGAAGCCCGGCUCCGAGCCGAGCUGGGGACGCUGCGGGAGCAGCUGCUGCGGCGCAGCCCGUGCGUGGCGGCGCCCGCCCUGGACGCCUUCGUGGAGCGGGUACUGGCGGCCGGGCGGCUGGGGCGCGCCGUGCUGGCCAACGCGUCGGACCCCGCCAACGCCUCGGACCCCGCCUGGGACUUCGCCUCCGCGCUCUUCUUCGCCAGCACGCUGGUCACCACCGUGGGCUAUGGCUACACGACGCCGCUGACGGAUGCGGGCAAGGCCUUCUCCAUCGCCUUCGCGCUGCUGGGCGUGCCGACCACCAUGCUGCUGCUCACCGCCUCGGCCCAGCGCCUGUCGCUGCUGCUCACCCACGCGCCCCUGUCCUGGCUGACCCUGCGCUGGGGCUGGGAGCCCCGACGGGCCGCGCGCUGGCACCUGGUGGCCCUGCUGGGAGUCCUGGUGACCGUCUGCUUUCUGGUGCCCGCUGCCAUCUUCGCUCACCUGGAGGAGGCCUGGAGCUUCCUGGACGCCUUCUACUUCUGCUUCAUCUCGCUGUCCACCAUCGGCCUGGGCGACUAUGUCCCCGGGGAGGCCCCUGGCCAGCCCCACCGGGCCCUCUACAAGGUGCUGGUCACAGCCUACCUCUUUCUGGGCCUGGUGGCCAUGGUGCUGGUGCUGCAGACUUUCCGCCACGUGUCUGACCUCCACGGCCUCACCGAGCUCAUCCUGCUGCCCAGCCCGGGCCCCGCCAGCCUCGGCGAGGACCAGGACGAUCAGGUGGACAUCCUGGGCGCCCAGCCCGCGCUGCACCAGCACCUCUCUGCUGGCGCCCACACCGACUACGCCUCCAUCCCCAGGUAGCCGGCAGCUGGCGGGACCGCACGUCCUGGCCGCAGGGACCUCUCUGCCACCCGGGCCCCCUGGCUCCAGCGUGGCUCCCCUCCCUCGCCUCCCUCCCCGCACUCUGCCCUCCCCUUGUGCCUCGGCUCCCAGGCUCCAUCUGUCCCUCGUUCAGCCACCAGUCGGGUGCAGACUCUGGUCCUGGACCUAUUUCCGUCGCCAGUCAGGCGACAGCCCUCUCUGAGCCUUGGUUUCCUCCUCAGAGGGCAGGAGGAUGUCCAUUCAUCCCAGACCCCAUCUGCACUGGCCGGGGCUGCACAGUGCUGGGGACACCGUGGUAGUGGAGGUGGCCCUGGGCCCUGGUGAGGUGGACAGACCUGUCCCUGCACAGGGGACAUCUGGAUAGGCAGGGCCGGGCGGCAGCAGCAGAGCCACUGGGUGAGCUGGAGAAAGCACGGCCAGGGCCGAGGCGGGCAAGCGCUGGGCUGGUGUCCGGCUGUCGCUGGAAGGUCAGGAGAGCCUUGUGGAGGAAGGGGCAGCAGCACCGAGACCCAGUGUGAGCCAAGGUCAGAGGAAGGCGUUGUCCGCGACUCGCCUUCUCAGGCACCUCCAGGGACCAGGGCCAGGCCUGCUCUCAGCCCGCGCCCCGUUCACGGAGCGCGAGGUCCACGUCUCGGCCUCGGCCUGCGGCCAGCUGCUCAGGCUCCCGUCUGACGGGGCCGUGUCCUGCCUUGUCCUCGGGCAGCUGCUCUACCUCUCGGACUGUUUCUCUGAAAUGGCGGCCACGACAGCACCACUUCCAGGGGGCUGGCCUGUCACCUGCCACACUCUGGGCCAGGCUGUCUUCCGGAUGCUCUGUGGAUGAGGACAGGACACGGUUAUCCCCUCUCCACAGCUGAGGACGCUGAGGCAGGGGAGGGUGGCGAGGAAGCCACCGGCUUCAGGGCCAGGCCUGGGGACUCUGCUGCUCCUGAGGUGGUCUGUGGCAGUAGCCGGGGUGCCAGGGGCCCUCCACUGAGCGGCCCUCCUCACCCUGCCACACCCCGUGGAGGUCUCCGAAGGAGCCGGCGGGCAAUGGAGCCGGUGGGGCCGAGCAGGCAGAAGCGAGGGCUGCGGAGGCCGGGUGGGGAGGCAGGUGGGGCCGCAGCUUCUGGCCGCUGUGCCUGGAGUGAGGCCGGAAGGGGCAGGAGCUGGUCUGUGUCCUGGAGUGGCGAGCCUGGGGCAGCCUCAUCCCAGGACGCGGGAGAGGCACCGAGGGGCUUGGGAAGGUCCCCUAGCUGCGUGUGCAGGGAGGAGAGUGGGGGAGGCUGGGGAGAGCCCAGGGAGAGUUUGGCUGGGCAGGGCCACGGAGGUGGGGAGGCCCCCAGCCAGCGGGUGGCUCUGCAGCCUGGGAGGGCGAGGUCCGAGGCCAGCUGUGCCUGGGGACCUGAGGGGAAGCGGAGCUGGGGGGACGUCAGUGGCUGUUUUAACAUCUGGUGAGUAUGAGGGGCUUCAGGGACACCCCAGGGGUGUCGCAGGGCCCUGGGGCUAGGGCUCAGUGGGUGGUCAGAGUUGGAGACAGAGAUGAAGGGACUGAGGCUGUAGGAGGAGUGAAGAGAGAGGCAAUCAGCCUUAGGGUGUUUGUAUAUUCCUAUCACUUAGGAAGGAUUUUGGCUUUUCCCGGGUUCUAGCAGAACCAGGCCUGGCACUGCUGGAGUAGGAUGGAUUUGUUAGAUUGCACUCAGCAGAGUGGGGGAGAUCUCUGAGUUGGGGAGAUCUCUGAGUUGGGGAGAUCUCUGGAAGGACCCAGGGCCCCUGUGUCUCUGCUCUGCCAUCCUCAGCUGAAGGCUUGACUCACGUGUCCUCCCCUCAUGGUCCCAAAGUGGUUGCCAUAGCUCUAGGCACCACAAUUGGCAUGAUCAUUUCCAGGAAGCAAUGACCCUUCAAUAAAUGUCCUGAUAAAAAGAGCACACAAAGGAGACAGAAAGGGAGUGUAGGACGAAGAGGAGUAAGGAGAACCAGGAAGGUGGACAGUACUGGUAAGAAAAGAGAAUUUUAAGCUCUUCAUGAUUGUCUUAAUAAGUGAUAGAAAAUACAGAGGGUUCACCAUGUGCCAGGCACAGCUCUAAGCCCUUGACACCUUCAACCCUCUUGGCAAGUCUGUGAGUUAUGAACAUUCUCCACUGUUUACAGGUAAAGCAAAGCGGCUCAGAGAGGUUAAGUAACUUGCCCAAAGUCACACAGAAAGUGCAAAACUUGGAUUUGAACAGGCUCUUGGUUGGUCAUCUUUUCCUAUGGGAGCUCAGAAACAUCCACUGUGCAGCUCCUUCUCAGCUUCCCAGCCUUCUGGGCUUCUUAUGAAGGUCAUAUUGGAUCUUGGUGCUUAAAUCAGGAUGGACGGUUGGGGCAGCUGCUUCUCAUCUUCUUGAGGGAGCUACUUGUGUACUCUGGCUUCCACUCCUUGCUCCUUCUCUUUUCAGAGUCCUCUAGGAAGAAACACCAGGUCCUGUUCCAUUCAAUAGAAAACAAAAAAAGUACCAUGCUAAAAGUUCCAAAGGGAAGCUGGGCACGGUGGUGCACGCCUGUAAUCCCAGCACCUCGAGAGGCUGAGGCAGGAGGAUCGAGAGUUCAAAUCCAGCCUAAGCAACUUAGCAAGGCCCUGUCUAAAUAGAAUAUAAAAAGAAUUGGGGAUGUGGCUCAGAGGUUAAGUGCCCCUGGGUUCAGUCCCCGGUACAGAGAGAAAGAGAGGAGAGGGGGAGAGAAAGGGAAAAAAGAAAAGUUCCAGCGUGCCCAAGAGUGUCUAGAGGACACAGAGCCUUCCCCCUGCACUCCGCCGUGAUGGUUUCUUGGGUCUCCUUCCAGGAUUAGUCUCCAUGUGUACCAGCGAUGUGCAUGUGUGCAUCCUUUAUUUUCCAUUCUACACAAGUGGUACCUAAUGUAUUGAGGUGGUAAGAAUUACACUUUCUCUCUCCUGAGCUGGGUGACCUUGGGCAGGGGAUGUCCCCUCUGGUGCCUCGUUAGCUCAUUUGUGAAAUAGGAGGCAAACAGCAUCUACCUCGGGGACCUGAGCAGCCAGCAGCUUACCACCUGAUGUGGACUCAAUAAAAUGUUGCCUAAUUAUUGCUGCUGUUCUCAUUUUUUUUAAAAUAUUUUUUUAGUUGUCAAUGGACCUUUAUUUUACUUAUUAAUAUGUGGUGCUGAGACUCAAACCCAGUGCCUCACACGUGCUAGGCAAGCGCUCCACCACUGAGCCCCAACCCUGGCCCUGCUGUUCU